This is a messenger RNA of Penicillium pulvis, 1758 nucleotides long. RefSeq lists its product as uncharacterized. Gene Ontology annotation, molecular function: copper ion binding; oxidoreductase activity. Bases 1 to 1758 code for a protein of 585 amino acids. Lineage: Eukaryota; Fungi; Ascomycota; Eurotiomycetes; Eurotiales; Aspergillaceae. The transcript has 2 exons. The record is from RefSeq and is a predicted model, not a curated record.
AUGAGACUCAUAUCUGCUGUUUCAUUACUUUGCGCAAUUGCUGCUACCGCAGUAUCUGCAGCAAGUCUUCCAGAAACUCGUGCAUCAACUUCGACAUCCACACAUGCUCUUGCCUCGGCCUCCACAACCGCCACAGCCAAGGCUUGCAGUGGAAACACAGCCAGCACUCGCAGUGAAUGGUGCCAGUAUGAUAUAAACACUGACUACACCACCGUCAUUCCAGAAACCAAUGUCACUCGUGAAUACUACUUCAAUUUGGAGAAGGUCACAGCGUCUCCUGAUGGACGUUCACGUAUGGCAUUGGCGAUCAAUGGCUCUAUCCCUGGUCCGACUAUUGAGGCGAACUGGGGUGACUGGGUUGUGGUACACUUGACCAACAGCCUGCCCGCUGAUGUGAAGAACGGUACAAGCAUCCACUUCCACGGUAUCCGGCAAUUGCACACCAACCAAAAUGACGGAGUUGUCUCAAUCACGCAAUGCCCUACUGCGCCCAACAAUACUAUUACCUACAAGUGGCGUGCUAUGCAGUACGGUACAACCUGGUACCACUCCCACAUUGGUCUGCAAGCCUGGGAGGGGCUCUUCGGAGGCAUUGUGAUCCACGGCCCUGCCAGUGCAAACUAUGACGAGGAUAAGGGAAUGAUCUUCAUGAAUGACUGGGACAUCAACACGGUCGAUGAGCUGUAUGACACAGCCCAAUUAGAUGGUCCUCCUACACUGGACAAUGGUCUGAUCAAUGGCACAAAUGUCUUCGGAGCAGAUGGAUAUGUCAACCAGACUGGAACUCGGUUCAACACUUCUUUUACAGAGGGAACAUCCUACCGACUUCGUCUAGUGAAUGCAGCUUGUGAUACACACUUCAAAUUCAUGAUUGACAAUCACACUAUGACGGUGAUUGCUAAUGACCUCGUGCCAAUCACUCCUUACAAGACCAACGUGCUCAACAUCGCAAUGGGACAACGAUAUGACGUGAUCGUAACAGCCGACCAAGCAUCCGUUGCCAAAAACUUCUGGCUCCGCGCAAUCCCCCAAAGUGCAUGCUCCGAGAACCUGUCAUCUCAAAACAUCAAAGGUAUCGUGUACUACGGAGACUCACCCUCGACCCCAACAACAUCAGAGUAUAGUUACACAGAUAGCUGUGAUGAUGAGGACAUGUCCGAUCUAACUCCCAUCGUCACGGAAUCUGUCUCAACCCCCUACUACAACAAAUCCGAGCCUGUCACACUAGGCAAGAACGGCGAAAGUCUCUACCGCUGGAAACUGAACUCUACAUCCAUGCAUGUUGACUGGACGGACCCGACCCUGCUUGAAGUCUACCGCGGUCAUCACUCCUGGGCGAAUAGUAGUGGAGUUAUCGAGCUCCCGCAUAAGAACGAGUGGGUGUAUGUUGUCAUCGAGACUACGCUUUCUGUCCCGCAUCCUAUCCACCUUCACGGGCAUGAUUUUUACGUCAUGGCUCAGGGUAGUGGAACUUACGAUGGUGAAGUCACUUCGUUGGCUAGCCCGCCAAAGCGCGACACCGCUAUGCUGCCAUCAGAUGGACAUCUGGUCAUUGCCUUCAAGACCGAUAAUCCCGGUGCUUGGUUGAUGCACUGUCAUAUCGGAUGGCAUACUGAGGAGGGUUUUGCUAUCCAGUUUGUGGAGCGGUAUAGUGAGAUCAAUGCGUUGAUCAAUUACGACGACUUGAAGGAUAACUGUGCUAGCUGGGACACGUAUGAGGCCUCAUCCAGUGUUGUGGAAGAGGAUUCGGGAGUUUGA